GUGAUGUGACUUCCAGCUCUUUGUGAUACGUAUCUUGACUGGAGAUAUAUGCAGCUGUUUCCACAAAGUAUUCUCUAGAUUCUGUGUUGCCCAUUAUUGAGUCUCUACUUUGAAAUGCACCACUUGUAAACAGAGGCUUACAGGAGUUACCAAUUUUAAUCUGGAAUAAUGACAAUCACAUCUGAUAAAUGCUGGGGAUUAAUUGGCUUCUUCUCAAAUUUUUUUACUUUUGCUUUCUGAUUGUGUUAGCUUUUGGCGGUAUAAUCACUGUUUUUUAAUGUCUGUGUAUAUAUACAGUGUAAAUAAUAAUCUGAUGUUGACUAUUAUAAUAAUCUGAUUGACAGGCUGUAAACAUAGCCCUACCUGCAGAAUUUUAAAGGACACGUAGGCCACCUAUGACUUUCCGUCAGAGAAAGAGCCAGAGAAGAACAUGCUGACUCUGCUCUGCAUCACCAUCUACAAACCUAACCAGAUUUGGAGAAGUGCCGUAGGAAGAAGAUCAGCACAUUGGCCCAGGGCUUUCAGUGUAGCUAGGACAGGUUUCAUUUUUAACCGUGCUUUAGUCCUUGAAUGAAGCAGCACUCAGAGAUGAGAAGAGCACGCAUAUCUACAGGAGUUUCAUGUUGUACAGCAGCUGUAGAAGGGUUUCUCUGAAGAAUACAGUGGUGCCAGGCGAGGUUAUUAUGAAGCUGAAAUGUAUGCUGACACCUGAAACGCUGUGGAUACCUGCCACGGUGCUGCUAUAUCUCAUCUUGCUUCUAUGCACCGUCAAAACAGCCCAAAACACUGCAGUGCAUGGAAGUGACGUUUCAGCUGGACUGCAUGAAAUAGCUGUGCUGUCAUCACAAUUUUGUGAUAUACGUGAAACUGAUUUUAUUGAUCGUGUGAUAUGGAGGAAAUAUGAAGGGCAAACAUCACAUAAAAUUCUUGUUCAUGAAGUCCAUAAUGCUACAGAGUAUUUUCCGUCAUUUCAAGGUCAUAUCAAGUAUCAUUUCGAUAAUCAAAGCCUGAUCUUCUAUGACGUACAGAAAAAAGAUGAAGGUGUUUAUCGGGCAAGCCUGGAAUAUAAAAAUAGUACAAUUGUUGACCAAAAUAUUACAUUAUGGGUCAAGACCCCUCCUGAGAUCCACAUCGAUGGAAAUGAUUCUCACCGGACACUAACCUGCAAAUACGACACACCGCCGGGCGAAAUACUCAGGAAGUGGCUGCAGAAUGGGCAGCCUCUCUCUCUAAAUGACAGAUACACUUUGAGCGAGGGAAACCAGACUUUGCUCUUGAGUAAUAUGACUGUGGAAGACUGCCGGACCUACAGCUGCUUGGUGACUGAUGGCCGGAGUGAGAAAGAGGCUCACAUCCACCUUACUGGUGAGAACACGCCUUUGUGCGGAGAAAGUACUACAUUCACUGCAGUCCUCAAAGCUAUAGGCAUAGCAUUAAUUGCCUUUAUAGCUAUCAUUUCCCUAAUUGCUUUUGCCAUCAGGUGCCUGAGGAAAUACUAUCUGGGUAAGAGCAUCUGUCAGAGUACCAAUUCUCAGAUUCGUUGGUAUAUGGACAGCAGUGCCUCAAAGGCAUGGACCCCAUCUCUGAAAUCUGUUUUUCCUGCUGCAUUUCAUCACCUAAGUCCCGAGUUUAAAUGGACCUCUAAUUUUUUCCAAAAUUCCACAGGCCAUCGCAAGAACGAUCAGAUGACUGAAGGUAAUAAGACAGCAACAGGACAAUCACAAAAGACCCAGCGGACGAGUGUGAGAGAGUGUGCUUACAUGGUCCCAGACAACACUUCUGAUCAUCACGUCUAUGAAACGAUUGGAGAGCCCAAGGAAGAAACUCAUUCGUCUUGUGUCUACAUGCUACAAGGAAGCCAGCAACCCUCACUCUCCAGUCCAAGCCAGGAGCAGCAAAAUGAGGGUAUCUAUUCCUACAUCGGCAAUCCUCAGCCAAUGACACUGAACCCCCCAGACAUUCCUGGAGCCGUAGAUCUUGAUAUUUCAGUGAUGGAUCAAUGAGACAACUCAGGGACAAUGCUUGUAGGGUGGUGAUGUCUGAACUGAUCACAAGUUAAGACUUUGCAGUCUUCCUUUUAUUGUAUUCGAGACAGAAUUCACCAAGCCAUUAUAUAAAUCAGUAGAAGUAGAAACAACAGAAGGGGAUAUUUCUUUGUGCCACACUUCUGUUACUGUCAUUAUUCGUGGAGAACCAGUGGCAUAAGCUUCUUAUAAUGGAUUCCAGUGCAAACAUUUUUUUUUUUUUUGGGGGGAGGGGGGGUGUUGGCUUCUCAUUUCUGGACACAUGUCCAUUCAGGCAAAUAAACGCGUCUGACCCUCAACCAUCAAAUGUUACAAAUGUAUAGAUGUUUUUUGUGAAAUUUCCUUAAUGUAUACUGUAUGAACUUUUAUAGUCUUGUCAUAAAAAAAGCAAAAUUAAUAAAUGAACAUUCUGAGUAAGAGAUUUGCCAGCCAGGUAAAGGGUGUAUAUAUAUAUUUAAACAUAUAAAUAAACAAUAUUAUGUAUAAA
Brienomyrus brachyistius is the source of this 2511-nucleotide messenger RNA. RefSeq lists its product as uncharacterized. NCBI's taxonomy places the organism in Eukaryota, Metazoa, Chordata, Actinopteri, Osteoglossiformes, Mormyridae. Bases 621 to 2003 code for a protein of 460 amino acids. The transcript has 7 exons. The record is from RefSeq and is a predicted model, not a curated record.